Paramuricea clavata is the source of this 1236-nucleotide messenger RNA. The record is from the annotation of a GenBank genome assembly. Lineage: Eukaryota; Metazoa; Cnidaria; Anthozoa; Malacalcyonacea; Plexauridae.
AUGGGUGUUAACAUUGAAUUUAAUGAUCAACAUCCCAGCCAAUAUGCAGCCAAAGUUCGCCAUUUUAACAUGAGUGAAACUGCAAUUAUUGGAAAUAAGAUUAAUAAGCUUCUUAGCAAGGGGGUUAUUAUUCCCUCCAUACAUGAGCUAGGUGAAUUUAUUUCAUCAAUCUUUCUCAGACUUAAAAAAGACGGCUCAUAUCGUAUGAUACUUAACCUCAAGUCUUUCAAUGAAUUUGUGAAGCAUCGCCAUUUUAAAAUGGACACUUUAGAUGCAGCAGUAAAAAUGAUGAAGCCAAAUUGUUAUAUGGCCUCUAUUGAUCUCACUGAUGCCUAUUAUAUGGUGCCAGUGCAUGCGGCAGACCAAAAGUUCCUAAAAUUUGAAUUUUUGGGUCGCCUCUAUCAGUAUACCUGCCUUCCAAAUGGACUCUCGAGUGCUCCACGUAUAUUUACAAAAUUACUAAAACCAGUAUAUUCUACCCUACAUAGUAUGGGCCAUAUGAGUUCAGGGUACAUUGACGACUCCUACCUCCAAGGGGACACCCCUGCAGAAUGUUCUCGCAAUAUAUCAGCCACAAAAACACUUGUGACAGAGUUGGGAUUUAUACCUCACCCCAAGAAGUCAGUCACUGUCCCAACACAAAUUCUUGUGUUUCUUGGGUUUAUACUUAACUCAAUCAACAUGACAGUCUCUCCAACACAGGAGAAAAUAGACAAGACAGUGGCCACUUGCAAACUAUUGUUAGCUAAACCUGCAACUACAAUACAACAGGUUGCAGAAGUAAUUGGUCUAUUAGUCUCCAAUUUCCCUGGAGUGGAGUAUGGGCCUUUGCAUUAUCGAGAACUAGAAAUGGCUAAAUCUGCAGCAUUAACAUUAGCUUGUGGGGUCUAUGGCGCUAAAAUGACAUUAACUGAUAGUUGCAAGCAUGAAUUGGAAUGGUGGAUUACAAAUCUACCAAAUUCCACUCGUAAGAUUAUUCAUGGUAAACCAUUUGCUAUCAUUCAAUUUGAUGCUUCUACACAAGGAUGGGGGGCAGUCCGAAAGGGUACCUCUACAGGGGGUAGAUGGAGUACCAUUGAACAACAGGCACACAUCAAUGUGCUAGAACUCAAGGCAGCCUUUUUUGCCUUGAAAUCACUCUGUGUCAAUGACAGAGAUGGGCACAUCCAUUUGCAGCUUGAUAAUACAACUGCAGUUGCUUAUCUUAACAAAAUGGGGGGGGGGGACACAAUCUAG